Messenger RNA from Tyto alba (common barn owl), 1868 nucleotides. RefSeq names its product single stranded DNA binding protein 4 (gene SSBP4). Gene Ontology annotation, cellular component: nucleus. The record is from RefSeq and is a predicted model, not a curated record. Lineage: Eukaryota; Metazoa; Chordata; Aves; Strigiformes; Tytonidae. Gene Ontology annotation, molecular function: single-stranded DNA binding; protein binding. Gene Ontology annotation, biological process: positive regulation of transcription by RNA polymerase II.
GGGGCCGGAGCCGCCGGGGCCGGGGCCGGGGCCGGGAUGGCGGCGGGGAACCGGGACCGGGACCGGGGCCGCUGACAGCCGCUGUCCCGCCGCCGCCCCAGCAUGUACGCCAAGGGCAAAGGCUCCGGCGUGCCCUCGGACGGCCAGGCCCGCGAGAAGCUGGCGCUUUACGUCUACGAGUACCUGCUGCACGUGGGGGCCCAAAAAUCAGCCCAGACCUUCCUGUCGGAGAUCCGAUGGGAGAAGAACAUCACGCUGGGCGAGCCCCCCGGCUUCCUGCACUCCUGGUGGUGUGUCUUCUGGGACCUGUACUGCGCCGCUCCUGACCGCCGGGAAACCUGUGAGCACUCCAGCGAGGCCAAAGCCUUCCACGACUACAGCGCGGCGGCGGCUCCCAGUCCGGUGAUGGGGAACCUGCCCCCCGGUGACGGCAUGCCGGGGGGGCCCAUGCCCCCCGCUUUCUUUCAGGGACCUGCGGGCUCUCAGCCAUCACCCCACGCCCAACCUCCGCCCCCCAACCCCGGGGCCCCCAUGCUGGGGCCGCACAGCCAGCCCUUCAUGUCCCCCCGUUACCCCGGCGGCCCCCGGCCCCCGCUCCGGAUGCCGAACCAGCCUCCCGUGGGUGUCCCUGGCUCCCAGCCGCUGCUGCCCAGUGCCAUGGAUCCGGCCGCGCGGUCACAGGGGCAUCCCGGUAUGGGGGGCCCGAUGCAGCGCAUGAACCCCCCGCGAGGCAUGGCUGGCAUGGCCCCCCAGACCUACGGCAGCGGGAUGCGGCCCCCCCCCAGCUCGCUGGCCGGCCCUGGCAUACCUGCCAUGAACAUGGGCCCCGGCGGCCGCGGGCCCUGGCCGAACCCCAACACCAACUCUAUCGCCUACUCCUCCUCGUCCCCUGGGAACUAUGUGGGUCCUCCCGGGGGUGGGGGUCCCCCCGGCACCCCCAUCCUGCCCAGCCCCGGAGACUCCACCAACUCCAGUGAGAACAUGUACACCAUGAUGAACCCCAUCGGGCCCGCGGGGAACCGGCCGAAUUUCCCAAUGGGGCCUGGACCCGAGGGGCCCAUGGGUGGCAUGAGCGCGAUGGAGCCGCAUCACAUGAACGGAUCCUUAGGCUCCGGGGACAUGGACGGGCUGCCAAAGAGCUCCCCCAGUAACUUGGGGGCCCUGAGCAACCCCCCUGGCACCCCGCGGGACGACGCCGAGCUGAGCAGCAAUUUCUUAAACCCCUUCCAAAGCGACAGCUACUCGCCCAGCAUGACAAUGAGCGUGUGAGCCCAGCACCGACAGCCGGACGCCCACACACACCAGAGAAAAAAAUAAUUAAUAAUAAUUACCAACAGCUCCCCCCUCCCUCGCCCCAGCCCCCAGCGCCCCCCUCCCACAACACUAAAAAAAAAAAACACAAAAAACCUAGAAAUAAGUCAUGUGACUUAUUUACUGCCCACCCACCCCUCCCCCCCCCCCCCCCGCACACCCUGGGGCAGGGACCACCUCAGCACUGGGGGACAGCCCCCCCCCCCCCCCCCCCAAACCCACCUCCCCUCAGGGUGGGGGCAAGCGCUGGGGUGGGGGGGGGGUCUGGCUUCAUGUUGGGGGGGGCUGAGAGGUGUUUCCCACCCCUCCUUGGGUGGGACCAGCACCCCCCAAGCUUGGGGAGGGAGACUGGGGGGGGGGGUUGUUCAUGGCACUGUGCCCCCCCCCCCCCCCGCAUGCUGCCUGGAUGGGACACAUGCACUUAACUGCAAUUAGCCCACAUGCUAAUGAGCAAUGUUCCCCCCCCCCCGCGCCCCCCAGUUCUCCCAGUGCCCUCCCUGCUGGGCAGCCCCCCCCCCCCACCUCCCAAUCCCAUGGGGGGGGGGGGGAGGGGGUCC